AAUAUAUAUUUUAGAGUCGGUUCAUUCCGGUUCAAAGACCAACCUGACUAGUGACGAGCUCCAGCCUGCGGAGGACUCUUCUCACACUUGCACAGAGAGAGAGAGAGAGAGAGAGAGAGAGAAGAUGAUCGGAGUAGGGAAGAUCAAGCAGUAUUCAAAUGUCCUCGACAAACCCCUCAGCAAGGGCAAACAAGAGGUUAGUUUGAGUGCCUUUGCGUUUUUGUUUUCGGAGCUUGUUCAGUACAAUCAGACACAGGUCGACAACAUUGCUGAAUUAGAAAGAAGACUAGAGGAUGCCGGCUAUGCUGUUGGUGCACGAGUUCUUGAGCUUCUUUGCCAUAGGGAGAAGGGAAACAGAAGGGAGACACGGUUAUUGGGUAUUCUAUCUUUUGUUCAUAGCACAGUAUGGAAGGUGUUAUUUGGAAAGGUAGCGGACUCACUUGAGAAAGGCACCGAACAUGAAGAUGAAUACAUGAUCAGUGAGAAGGAGCUUCUUGUGAAUAGAUUUAUUUCAAUUCCAAAAGACAUGGGGACAUUCAAUUGUGGCGCAUUUGUUGCUGGAAUAGUAAGGGGUGUUCUGGAUAGUGCAGGUUUUCCAGCUGUAGUGACAGCUCAUUUUGUACCCAUCGAGGGUCAGCAACGGCCUCGGACUACCAUUUUGAUUAAAUUUGCUGAAGAGGUGCUACGAAGAGAAGCAAGGUUAGGUUGACAGUUGCACGAGGCAUCUCAUGCAAUUUUUUGGUUAACAUUCUGCAACAAUACGGUGAAGGGUUGUAAAAUUUUUAGCUGGUUUACCAAACCGGUCCAGACUCUCGUGUGACUAAAGUCAUUUAAAGGGCAAACUGAUCAAGAUCUUGGGGUCUGGCUUCUAUUUUGUAGCAAUCUUCAACGAGUGGCCCCCUUCUAUUGUAAAAUUAUCAUCUUUUCCAAGGUCGCUAGUGAUCUCAAUGUUACCAUUUUACAGCUUACUGGUGAUUAUACAGAGUUGAAUGUGUUGCUUAAUUGGAUAAUUUGAUACCUGAUUUGUUUUAAUUUUUUCCUGAAUUUUUAUUGAGAGAGCAUUUAUGAUUCUAUGUUA
Messenger RNA from Malania oleifera, 1078 nucleotides. RefSeq lists its product as uncharacterized. The coding region runs from base 125 to 709 and encodes 194 amino acids. Gene Ontology annotation, biological process: endoplasmic reticulum to Golgi vesicle-mediated transport. NCBI's taxonomy places the organism in Eukaryota, Viridiplantae, Streptophyta, Magnoliopsida, Santalales, Ximeniaceae. The record is from RefSeq and is a predicted model, not a curated record. The transcript is spliced from 8 exons. Gene Ontology annotation, cellular component: TRAPPI protein complex; TRAPPIII protein complex; TRAPPII protein complex.